AUGUUUUCGUGUUGCAACUACACCUGCAUCUCCGCCUACGCGAGAGUAGAUCCCGUUAACUCAGAGGGAUUACCAUCCACAGCCGACGCCCUGAACGGUUAUCAACAGAAUAAAGGCGUUCACGUGAUCGACAAGGGACCCAGCUGCGACGAAGACGUCUGCACCACGAAAGAAUGCAUCUACACGGCCUCCAGACUGUUGAAGAACAUGGAUCCCGAGGUGGAGCCGUGCGACGACUUCUACGAUUUCGCUUGCGGUGGUUUCCUCAAGUCUACCAUCAUCCCGGACGACAAGACCAGUGUAAACACAUUCACUGAAAUUAGCGACGAGCUGCAGAACCAGCUGAGGGCCAGCAUCGAGGGGAAAAGUACGCCGGACGAGCCGAAACCGUUCAGACUCGCGAAGAAUUUGUACAAGGCUUGUAUGAACAAGACAAUCAUCGAGCAACAAGGAUUGGAUCCUUUGCUGAACAUCUUGCGAAAGCUCGGUGGCUGGCCAGUACUUGAAGGUGACCAGUGGAACGAAAAUGAAUUUAACUGGAAGGAAUCGGUGUACAAAUUCCGCCAGAUGGGCUACUCCGUCGAUUACUUCGUCGAUUUCAGUAUUGGCGUUGAUCUGAAGAACAGCACGAAACGAACAAUCGACUUGGAUCAAGCUGCCCUUGGGUUGUCGCGCGAAUAUUUGUCCAAAGGUUUCGACGAUAAAAUCGUACAGGCAUACUACAGCUACAUGGUUGACAUCGCAGUGAUUCUCGGAGCAAAUAAAACCGACGCAAAGAACGAAUUGAAAGAGUCGUUGGAAUAUGAGAUGAAACUUGCCAACGUGAGUUUGAAUGGAUCUAGAUCAAACUUGGCGAUACCUUUCAAAAAAAAAAAAUCCAAACUUAACUCAAAAAUUCGUGUGUAUUUUAACUUAAAACUUUCACUGUUAAUUCCGCAGAUUUCCUUGCCGAAUGAAAAGCGCCGCAACGCCACGCUUCUUUACAAUCCGAUGACGGUACGAGAGCUGUCCAAGACUUACUCCAGCGUUCCGUGGAAGGAAUACUUCAACACUCUUCUAGCGCCUAGCGCGGAAGUGGACGAAGAGGAAGUCGUGAUCGUCAGCGUACCCAAUUACAUCGCGAGCUUGGAGAAACUGCUGGCCGCCACGCCGAAAAGAGUGCAAGCCAACUACGUGAUGUGGAGGGCGGCGGCCUCCUCUGUAAGCUAUCUCACCGACGAGAUUCGAAAAAGGCAGCUGCAAUACUCCACGGCGUUAAGCGGGAAAACGGAGAGAGAGCCCAGAUGGAAGGAGUGCAUCGAUACAGUAUCUGGUAGCUUGGCCAUAAGUGUCGGCGCGAUGUACGUUAGGAAAUACUUCAAAGAAGAUGCGAAGAAGAACGCUGUGGAAAUGGUCGCUGAUAUUAGACAAGAAUUCACCAAGAUACUGAAAAAGGUUGAUUGGAUGGACGAAGAAACUAGAAAGAGCGCUUUGGACAAAGCGGCCAGCAUGACCAGCCACAUCGCUUACCCUGAUGAAUUACUGGACGACAAGAAACUCGAGCAAUUCUACGAGAAACUGGAAUUAACGACCGACAAUUACUUGGAAGGUAUUUUGAACCUGACUUUGUUCGGGGUCGAAUAUUCCUUCAGCAAACUGCGGAAACCCGUGAACAAGUCCGAUUGGGUGACUCACGGAAGACCGGCCAUCGUCAACGCGUUUUAUUCGUCCAUCGAGAACAGUAUACAAUUCCCCGCCGGCAUCUUACAAGGCGCUUUCUUCAGCAACGAUCGGCCAAGAUACAUGAAUUACGGCGCUAUUGGUUUCGUUAUUGGCCACGAAAUAACGCACGGCUUCGAUGAUCAGGGCAGACAGUUCAAUAAAAACGGAAAUCUAGUCGACUGGUGGGCGCCGCAGACGAAAGAGAAAUAUCUGGAGAAAGCGGAGUGCAUCAUUCACCAAUACGGCAAUUAUACAGUGGAAGAUGUCGGCUUGAACUUAAACGGUAUCAACACUCAAGGCGAGAACAUCGCCGACAACGGUGGUAUAAAGGAAGCCUACUUGGCGUACCAAGAGUGGGUGCAGAGAAAUCACGUGGAGCCGAAAUUACCAGGCCUUCCUUAUACUCCAGAACAAUUGUUCUGGAUCAGCGCAGCGAACACCUGGUGCAGCAAGUACAGGCCGGAAGCAAUGAAGCUUCGCAUUACAACUGGCUUCCACAGUCCCGGUAAAUUCCGUGUUCUGGGGCCUCUUUCGAACAUGGACGAGUUCUCCAAGGAUUUCAAUUGCCCCCUUGGCUCGAAAAUGAAUCCCGAAAAGAAAUGCGCCGUUUGGUGCUUCGGUAGCAGUGGAAAAAUAAUGAAAUUCUUGAACUUGAUGGCACGAGCGCGUUUGAGAAAGAUCUCACUGAAGAUGCCCAAAGAGAGAUGCCUAUGA
This is a messenger RNA of Heterotrigona itama, 2415 nucleotides long. Lineage: Eukaryota; Metazoa; Arthropoda; Insecta; Hymenoptera; Apidae. The record is from the annotation of a GenBank genome assembly.